This is a messenger RNA of Brienomyrus brachyistius, 1065 nucleotides long. RefSeq names its product prostaglandin D2 synthase a (gene ptgdsa). Bases 89 to 631 code for a protein of 180 amino acids. Gene Ontology annotation, molecular function: small molecule binding. The record is from RefSeq and is a predicted model, not a curated record. Lineage: Eukaryota; Metazoa; Chordata; Actinopteri; Osteoglossiformes; Mormyridae. The transcript is spliced from 7 exons.
UAAGAGUUAGAGGAAGGACAGCUAGCUCAGUGUUUACCGAAGCGCUUGCGUAACAUCUGGGCAUAGUGACUUCCACACUUCUGGGACAAUGAGGACCACAGCAGCGAUUGCGUCCCUGAUGCUCCUGGCAUUCGGUGUCCUCGCCGAUGUCCAGCCUCAGAAAGACUUUGACCUGCGGAAGUUUGGGGGAAAGUGGUACCGGGUCGGACUGGCCUAUGACUCCCCGGGGUUUGCGCGCUAUCGAAACAGGUUCCGCAUCUCCGUGGGCACCCUGACGCCACUAUCGAGCGGCGACGCCGAGCUCACCAUGUAUGAGAUGGGGUUGACAGGAUGCCAGACCAUCUCCUAUGUGUAUGAGAAGACAGCUGUGCCUGGGAUGUUCAAGUACUUCAGCACACGCCACAGCAGAGUCAAGGACAUCAUGGUGGUGGAAACCAAUUACAAUGAAUAUGCCCUGGUUCUGAAAAACAAGAAGAUAGAUAAGGAAUUGACACAGGUGGCUCUAUAUGGUCGCUCACAAAAGUUAAGGCCAGAGCUGGUGGAGAAGUUCAGGGAAUUUUCUUUGUCUCUUGGAUUUUCUAGGGAGUCUAUUUUGACACCGUCUGCUACAGAUGAUUGUGGCCCAGCUUAAUUCCAGGGAAGGGAAUCCUUUCUGGAUCCUGUUCCCCAGAUCAAAGAACUGCUCUCCUGCACUCUCAGCACAGCACCAUUAUACUUAAAAAGCUUUGCAGCAUCUAACCAUAGUAUUGUGCUCUGGACUACAGUAUAGCUGCUAGACUCACUAACACUGCACACUGCAGUCGGCCAAUUUAUUCUGCCAAGUUAGGUCGAAACACAUUAGAGCAAUAAGACACCUGCAUCAAGCUACCUGUUUGUACCUGCACACAUUUGCACAGUUCUCUUUGUCUCAGUGCCACUGAGGUUACCAGUCAGGUGCAUGUAUUUCUUUCACUGGCCACCGAACCGACACCGAUAAGCACUUAUAUUUAGGUGUCUGAUGAACAUGGGACAAGCCUGUAGCACCACUGUGAAUGAAUAAAAGCUGAAUCCCGUGCUUGUGAUGAA